AGUUCCGAUACAUUUGGCACGAUAGAGAAGAAUAAUCCGUCUGACCAAACUGAUCUGGCUUCGACUAUUGGACUAAUUUCUGGUGCAGGUAUACCUGUAAAUAGCCUUGGUGUCCCUCGACGAAAUAUUUUAUCCACAUUUUGGCAGAGUAGCUUCGAUCAGUUGCUUAACAUAGAUGCUCUACUUCAACACUUUGGUAUUUUAUCUGGAUGCCUGAAUCAGUUUAAUCUCGUGGAAACUGGUUGUUCUUCAACAUUAUUGACGCCAAAACUCGGUUAG
Protopolystoma xenopodis is the source of this 279-nucleotide messenger RNA. The record is from the annotation of a GenBank genome assembly. NCBI's taxonomy places the organism in Eukaryota, Metazoa, Platyhelminthes, Monogenea, Polystomatidea, Polystomatidae.